UCAGCGCAGUUCUACUCAAUCCAGCCAUCUCCUCUCCUCUCCUCAUCAUGUGGGCUCACCUGCUCGUGGCUCUGCUGGCAUGUGCGCUGAUAACUGGCGAUGCGGCACCACCCUUGGAUUUGGUCACGUGCAACGAUGCCACCGUUGGGGCGGCAGUGAACCUCGCCAUCCGUCACAUCAACGAGCACCACCAUCAUGGCUACAAGUUUAAGCUUGGAGAGAUCCAAGGACAUAAAUAUGAAAAGGUGGGUGAAGGUUGCAACAUUGAUUUGCAGCUGAUGCUCUUCGAGACCAAAUGUCACUUCACCAACCCCAAAGCUGCUGAGGACUGUGAAAUGUGGGAAAUGGGUGAACGGGGUGCAUCUGCCUCCUGCACCAGCAUGUUGAGCGUGCAGGAUGGCAUAGCCACAGUCACCCGCCAUCAGUGCACCACUCAACAAGCUAUGUCCAACGAGGACAUGUUCCUGACGUGUCCUGACUGCCCCUCGAUGAUGUCUCUUAACGACCCUGAUGUGAUGAGGGUAGUUGCGGAGGCUGUGCAGAAAUACAACCAGGAGUCCAACCACCAGCAUUACUUUGCCCUGCUGGAAGUGGGGCGUGCACUAAGCGCGUACAUCCCAUCCCUCGGCAUGGUGACCUACCCCAAAUUUGCUUUGGUUGAGACAAACUGUCCUAAAGGCUCCAGGAUUGCCCCGGAGGCCUGCGUGCCUCGCUGCCCUGACAGAGCUCAAUACGCCAUGUGCGGCACAUCUUAUUCCACCAUAAAUGGAGUUAAAUCACCCGAGUGUGAAUUAUACCCAGCCAAAAAUUCUGCCCCCCUCGGGCCUGGCGAGGUAGAACCAGUGUGUGCGUCAUCCUUCCACCAAAGUGCUGAAGCGACCACCUGCAGAACUCAGAUGACCAACAAUGAUCCAGCUCUCCAUCAUAUUUGUCCCUUCCCUCUUGCCGUACAGCUUCCGCAGCAAGAGCAGGUUCAUCACUGAGCGCUGCCACUACAAGCUGAUAUUGUCUCACACACAUAUUGAGUCAAUAAAAGAAAAAAUAAUAAAACUUCCUACAAAGUUUUGAA
This is a messenger RNA of Dunckerocampus dactyliophorus (ringed pipefish), 1069 nucleotides long. Its product is annotated as antihemorrhagic factor cHLP-B-like. Gene Ontology annotation, molecular function: cysteine-type endopeptidase inhibitor activity. Lineage: Eukaryota; Metazoa; Chordata; Actinopteri; Syngnathiformes; Syngnathidae. The transcript has 7 exons. The record is from RefSeq and is a predicted model, not a curated record. Gene Ontology annotation, biological process: negative regulation of endopeptidase activity. The coding region runs from base 48 to 983 and encodes 311 amino acids. Gene Ontology annotation, cellular component: blood microparticle; extracellular matrix; extracellular region.